AUGUCGGAACAUGCACACAAGAACAAGGAGCAGCUAAUAUCUCCCCUACUCGAGCACGAUUGCUCAGAAUGGAAGACAAGUAGCCAGCACAUGGAAGACUUAUACUUUUCAGGGGCUAAGCUCUGGCGGAAAAGUGACCUUAUAGAUAUUGAGCAACAGCUAUCCCAAUUUCGCACCAUCAAGAAGUUUACUAUCCGGUGUGUUGAUGGUAGCGUAAUCCAGAUCAAAAACCCUAUGUUCAAAGUACAACGACCGAUUUGGUUUCCAACUGUUAAAUUCCAGGAGUAUUGGAGACUCGUAAGGGCCAAACCCGAGGGUCCUCCCGAAACGUACCGUUGCUCAUAUCUUGUCGGUUGGGAAAAUCGGUUAGAGAGAGAUAGUAGGGGGCUAAUAGAGAACUCGAGACAUUUCCUCAUAAAAAAGAUGCAUGAUUGGCAUAUGAGCACGACGCGCAACUCUUUCUGGUCGUUGAUUCAAAAGCUCUUAUGUGGGCACAAAGUAACCAAGAUCAUUUGCUUUGGUCUUGGCGAUAUAAGCCUUAGAGCGCCUGAAUGGUGGAGAGAACAGCGUGGUCCGAACUGGCAGCAGAUAGAGGCUACUGUUAUGGAAGGCAGAAUAGCGCAAUAUUCGGCUGUCUUGACCAUAGCAGCCGAGAUCACUUCCAGCACAAGGGGCAGGGUACGCAUACUAACCCAAGACCCUGAUUACGCUGAAGAAACGAAGAAAAAUUUGGGGGAACUUGGGUUCGAAGUGGUAGGGCAAUUUGGCGCCGGAGGCUUCGCAGAAGUCGAUGACGAUACCAUAGUAUUUACGGCCUUCGCCUCUGCGCCCAUCAAGCAGAUUAUCGCCGACAUUGCACGGCCCGCUUUGAUUGUUGCCGUAGGAGAGGCCAAGACCUUCAAUGUUAAGGACCAACCGUAUGAAGAUGCAGAGUCUCCCCGUACGAAACAAAUGUGGCAAGACUACGAAUCCUGGGACUUUCCAGUGGAGCCCGCCGAAGCACAGUCUAUGGCGGAAAUGGACAGACUGAAGGUAUAUGUCAGAAAAAAAGACUGUCACCGCACCCAAUAUUGA
Messenger RNA from Daldinia loculata, 1074 nucleotides. RefSeq lists its product as uncharacterized. The record is from RefSeq and is a predicted model, not a curated record. Lineage: Eukaryota; Fungi; Ascomycota; Sordariomycetes; Xylariales; Hypoxylaceae. The coding region runs from base 1 to 1074 and encodes 357 amino acids. The transcript has 3 exons.